Molecule: messenger RNA, 1800 nt
Organism: Pestalotiopsis fici W106-1
Lineage: Eukaryota; Fungi; Ascomycota; Sordariomycetes; Amphisphaeriales; Sporocadaceae
Exons: 1
Coding region: 1-1800 (599 amino acids)
Biological process (GO): FMN biosynthetic process; riboflavin biosynthetic process
Cellular component (GO): mitochondrion
Molecular function (GO): riboflavin kinase activity
Source: RefSeq, a predicted model, not a curated record
AUGAGCUCCAACUACCCCAUGGAGAAUAUCAAACGCAAGCCUCUACCACAGGCGCAGGCACAGGCACAAUCAGAAGAGGCAGAUUCGUCCGCUAAAGAUGCCCUUGACGAUCUCCUCGACGAUUAUUACGAUGAUAAUGAUGAGAGCGAAAGCAGGAACAACUCGGUUGGGACGGCGACUGAGCUUACGUUGGUGUCCCGGCCAACGAUGCCCUCCCGGCCAAACACUCUUCCCGUGGUCCCAGGCGUAUCAUCGUCAUCAGAUACAAUCACGAAAACGGAAAUUACCAUACCCGAUGAGCCCAGUACUUCCAAGUCUUUCUGGAAGGCUGCUAUUGAUGAGACGGUCUACUUUGCUGGCGGCUUGAUAUCGCGCCCAGCAGAGACUACCAAGCACUACAGCAUCCUGAGACACUCUUCUGCGAUUGUCUACUACAAGGGCCCUUCCACGAGGGUCACAGUCACCAUUUUCUCAGACGUAGCACUCCCACAAGACCGCUCGCUGUGGCUCCAACGCAAGGGCUUCUCGGGCAAUCUGGGCAUGAAUGUCAGCACCCUUCUGGGCACUUCAGCCAACUGGAUCGAUGUGACGCCGACCUACGAGGCCAUGUCAACCGACGUUCCGGAAUCAGAUGAACGUGCCUAUCAACGAGACAUCAAGAGAUUCUUAAAGAAAGGGUCUCGACAUGUCGCUCGCGAAACUUGUGUUAUCCGCGUCCCGGCAGCAGCAUCCGAUGGCUAUCUUCGCCUCGUUCUCUGCACAGGGGAGAGUCGAAAGAAAGUGCUGUGCCCAAGCCCUGUAUUCCGUAUCGCGAGCACUUCGACCGAUGUCAGCAUCUUCCGCGGUGCGAGUCUUUCGUCCAUGCCCAUCGAGGCUGGCCUCAAAGUGGCAUCCGUAGUUGGCACCACAGUCGCCAACCGAUACAUUGGGCCAGCAAGGGCAGUAGUCGAUAACCGUGUUCAGAAGUACACAAACAAAUACAAGCCAGGUUUCAUCGCCGAACGAGCGGAACAUAUUGCCUUUGCCAAGUCUGGCUUGCAAGAUAGAUUCAAUUCGUUGGAACAAAAUUUCGACAGUGCCCGAGAUGUUUCUUAUAAGCCUUUCCAUGAUGCUCUGAUACUGGAUGCUCCUCCCGAAGUUAUCGGAGCCGACUCUGGACCUGACAAGCCGUUUCCAAUCAAACUGACUGGAACUGUUGUAGCAGGAAGUGGUCAAAGUCGAGCCCAGCUGGGAUUGCCCACCGCCAAUCUCAAGGGUGUCUCCAGCGAUCUGCUCCUUCGAUUAAAUGGAGUUUAUUUCGGCUGGGCUCGCAUAGAGCCUGUGAAAGGCAUGGAUAACAUUUCACAAGACUGGCAUGAAGCCAUCAUUACGGUCGCUAUUUCGCCCUAUGCAUCGCCAAAUAUUGCCGCAGGUAAUGUCGCUACUGUGCAUAUGAUUCAUGACUUUGGCGAAGCCGAUUUUGUUGGUGCAAAACUCAAGAGCGUCGUCAUGGCUUAUUUGCGUCCGGCAUCACUACCAGACGGAUCACGACAAUUGAAUCUUUCCGCCGAUACAGCAGCUCUUGAUAUUGACAUUGCGCUGGCAAGCUUGAGUCGUGAAUCAUGGGGAUCACAAGUGACGAUGGAGAGAAUGAAGUCCGAGAAGUCAGCACAAUCAUUAGCUGACAAGUACGUUGUUGCGAGGACUCAGGUACAGAAGAGAGUUGAUAGCAUCCCACUUCAUCUGGCUGGAGUUCGAAGCAACAGUGCCACGAUGAUCGACAAGGCAUAUGGUCGCGGAGGAAUCUAUAUUCGGCGAUGA